Messenger RNA from Macrosteles quadrilineatus (aster leafhopper), 1095 nucleotides. RefSeq lists its product as uncharacterized. The coding region runs from base 63 to 560 and encodes 165 amino acids. NCBI's taxonomy places the organism in Eukaryota, Metazoa, Arthropoda, Insecta, Hemiptera, Cicadellidae. The record is from RefSeq and is a predicted model, not a curated record. The transcript is spliced from 5 exons.
AUAAAGGUUAUUUAUCAGUAUAGUUAUAUUAUUCAGUAUAGUUAUAGAGUGCGUGAACUAGGAUGAAGUUAAUAUUAUUGUUACUAAGUGUCUGCUGGUUUUCCCUCGCUUCUUGGAGCCCUGUGUUCCGCAACCCCAUCCACCCCAGCACCCCCAUGCAAUGGCUGGACCCCUGUAGCUGCGUACCUAACUGUACCAACCCGACACCAUCCCCAUGGUUAGAGGAGGGGAACAGGGAGCUGACCGAGGAAAACCUCAUCAUUUGGCUUGUUGACCUGCAAUACUUCGCCGACGAGGCACGAAAUUAUUACGAACUUUUCCGCAAUAAAUUUGUUCGUGAUGUGUUUCAAGUUGAUUACAAGACACACAAGAAUGAUUGGAGCAAUCUUGAAUACAACUGGCUGCCAAAACCACCAAAGAAAUUAGGAGAACCAACCAACAGAGGGUUCUUGGAAAAACUCGAGCUGGACCAGUUCCUAAAAGAUACAAAGAGAUACCUGGAGAUCUUAGCUGUGGGGUUGGAGCAAGUGGUGUGGGACCAUACACUGGACGAUAUGUGAGAGUAACAGUUGCAACGUGUUUCAGCUGGACCAGUUCCUAAAAGAUACAAAGAGAUACCUGGAGAUCUUAGCUGUGGGGUUGGAGCAAGUGGUGUGGGACAAUAGACUGGACGAAGCAGAGGGAAAUGUGCAUUACAAAAAGGAGUUUUCAGAAAUGUUUGACAGUAACAAUCUGUUGCUGUGUGAAAUCAGCGGCCUUUUGAAUAGAAGAAAAUUGGAACCAUACCCAAUGGUAAACAGAAGUAUAAUGGAUCAAGAGUACAGAAACAUUGAGAGUGAGAUGCACAGAUAUGUACGUGACUGGAUCGUAUUCAGGGCUUACAUGAAUGUUGUAGAAUACAUUCUAGAUGUGUCGAGUCAUUUCUAUGACAUCACUGGUGCAGAGCUGCGCAAAUAAAGAAAUCAGCAAUCAAUAAUCACAAGCUGGCCAAAGAAAAAAAUGAAAAAAAUUUCCCUCAAACGUUAUACUCAAAUAAAAAUUAUUCAAAUGAAAAUGGUUUAAACACGACCGGUAUGGUGGCGUCGUCCUAUAAUC